AGCGAAGAGCGGAAGACGAAGAGAAAGAAACGGCGCAAAUCGGAGGAAAAGCGGCGGCGAGGGUUUCCCGGCAACCGGCGCGGCGCCUUUUCUCCCCGGCCGGCGAGCUCCUCCUCUCUCUCUAGAAGCGAAGGAAGGAAGGAGAGAGAGGGGACGGAGGGAGAGGAGGAGGUGGAUGAGGUGGAGAGAUCUUUGCCUCAUUGGGAUUGUAGCUGAUUGGAGGGUUGUUGAUGAUCUUGGCUUUUGGGUUUUUGGAUUUUUCCCGGGGAAUGAGGUUCUUGGGGGAGUGGUAGAGGAGGGCGGGAAUUUGAGAAAUUUGGAGCCUUGAUCUGGGUUCUUUGUUUUUGUUUGUGUUUUUGGGGGUUUCUUGUUGUUAAAUUUAGGGAUUUGGAUGUUCUUUGAGGAGGUUUGGUUGGGGAGCUUCUUAGAAUCUUGACUGAAUUGGGAGGGUCGUUAUGGCUGCUCCACCUAAUAUUGCCAUAGGAACCCACGUUUGGGUUGAUGACCCUGUUGUGGCUUGGAUAGACGGGGAAGUUUUGGAGGCCAAUAGUGAGGAGAUUAAGGUCCUCUGUACUUCAGGAAAUACAGUUGUGGCUAAAGUGCCCAAUGUGCAUGCGAAGGAUGCUGAAGCACCUGUUUGUGGUGUUGAUGACAUGACAAAGCUUGCUUAUUUACAUGAACCUGGAGUGUUGCAAAACCUGCGAUCAAGAUAUGACAUGAAUGAAAUUUAUACUUACACUGGAAGUAUUUUGAUUGCGGUGAACCCUUUUAAAAGAUUGCCUGACCUUUAUGAUAACUCCAUGAUGGAAAAGUACAAAGGAGCAGCAAUUGGUGAGCUUGGCCCCCAUCCCUUUGCUGUUGCAGAUGCUGCAUAUAGACUUAUGAUGAAUGAGGGUGUAAGUCAGUCAAUUUUAGUAAGUGGAGAGAGUGGAGCUGGUAAGACAGAAAGCACCAAAAUGCUUAUGCGAUAUCUUGCUUUCAUGGGAGGGAGAGCUGCGGCUGAAGGUCAGAAUGUGGAGCAAAAAGUUUUAGAAUCUAAUCCUGUUCUUGAAGCAUUUGGCAAUGCAAAGACUGUUAGAAACAAUAACUCAAGCCGAUUUGGGAAGUUUGUUGAGCUUCAGUUUGAUAAAAAGGGAAGAAUUUCUGGAGCUGCAAUCAGAACAUACCUGCUUGAAAGAUCACGUGUUUGUCAAAUAUCUGAUCCUGAGAGAAACUACCAUUGUUUUUAUAUGCUCUGUGCUGCCCCUCAAGAGGACAUUGACAGAUAUAAGUUGGCCAAUCCUAGAACUUAUCAUUAUUUAAACCAGUCCAACUGUUAUGAGCUUGAUGGAGUUGAUGAUUCUAAAGAAUACCUGGAAACCAGGAGAGCUAUGGAUAUUGUUGGAAUAAGUUCUGAUGAACAGGAUGCAAUUUUCCGAGUUGUGUCUGCUGUUCUUCAUCUAGGGAACAUUGAAUUUUCAGAAGGGGAUGAAGUAGAUUCAUCCAAGCCCAAAGAUGAAAAGUCUCGUUUCCAUUUAAGAACCGCAGCUGAGCUUUUCAUGUGUGAUGUGGGGGAUCUAGAGGAUAGCUUGUGCAAGAGAAUCAUUGUAACUCGUGAUGAAAACAUUACCAAAAGUCUUGAUCCAGAAGGUGCGACUCUUAGCAGAGAUUCACUGGCAAAAAUUGUUUAUUCAAGAUUGUUUGACUGGAUCGUUGACAAAAUCAACUGCUCUAUUGGUCAAGACUCUGAUUCUAAAUCUUUGAUUGGUGUUUUGGAUAUAUAUGGCUUUGAAAGCUUCAAGACAAACAGUUUUGAGCAAUUUUGUAUCAAUUUGACGAACGAGAAACUGCAGCAACAUUUUAAUCAGCAUGUCUUUAAGAUGGAACAGGAAGAAUACACAAAAGAAGAGAUCGAUUGGAGCUACAUUGAGUUCAUUGACAAUCAGGACGUCCUUGAUCUCAUUGAAAAGAAACCUGGAGGGAUCAUUGCACUUCUUGAUGAGGCUUGUGUAUUGCCAAGAUCAACACAUGAGACAUUUGCAGAGAAGUUGUAUCAAACUUUUAAAAAUCAUAAACGCUUCAGCAAGCCAAAACUAGCUCGCUCUGAUUUUACUGUUUCUCACUAUGCUGGUGAUGUUACAUAUCAGACUGAGUUAUUCUUGGACAAGAACAAAGAUUAUGUUGUGGCUGAGCAUCAAGCGCUCUUGUGUGCUUCUAAGUGUUCCUUUAUUGCUGGUUUAUUUCCACCUCUUCCUGAGGAUUCAUCUAAAUCUUCAAAGUUUUCAUCAAUUGGCUCAAGAUUUAAGCAACAAUUGCAAUCUCUGCUAGAGACUCUUAGUGCUACUGAGCCACACUAUAUUCGCUGUGUUAAACCUAAUAAUCUUCUCAAGCCGGCAAUAUUUGAGAAUAAUAAUAUUCUUCAGCAGCUCCGCUGUGGGGGAGUAAUGGAGGCGAUUAGAAUAAGCUGUGCUGGAUAUCCAACAAGGCGCACAUUUUCUGAAUUUGUAGAUCGCUUUGGCAUUCUUUCACCUGAUGUGCUGCACAAAAGUUGUGAUGAGGUCACUGCAUCAAGGAUGCUGCUUGAAAAAGGAUCUUUGGAGGGUUAUCAGAUUGGGAAGACAAAGGUGUUUCUUCGUGCUGGUCAGAUGGCAGAACUGGAUGCGCGAAGAACUGACGUGUUAGGUAGAUCUGCUAGCAUAAUCCAAAGGAAAGUCCGCACAUAUUUUUGCCGGAAGCAUUUCAUUUUACUGCAAAAAUCAGCUAUUCAGCUUCAAACUGUUUGCAGAGGUCAACUUGCUCAACGACUUUAUGAAAACAUCCGUAGACAAGCUGCUUCUCUGAAAGUUCAAACAUACUUCCGCAUGUAUUCUGCUCAGAAAGUUUACAGAGGAUUGUCUUCUUCAUCUGUUAUCAUUCAAGCUUGUUGUCGUGGGAUGACUGCUCGCAAAGAACUUCAAUUCAGGAAGCAGACAAGAGCUGCAAUUGUUAUUCAAAGUUGUUACCGUCAAUACCUGGAGCAUGGAUAUUAUUCUAGGAUAAAGAAGGCGGCGAUGACUACACAAUGUGCUUGGAGAGGAAGGCUUGCUAGAAGGGAGCUUCGAAAGCUUAAAAUGGCUGCAAAGGAAACUGGUGCACUUCAAGCUGCCAAAGAUAAGUUGGAAAAACAAGUUCAGGAGCUAACCUUGAUGCUGGAGCUUGAGAAACAGAUGAGAGUUGACAUGGAGGAAGCUAAGACACAAGAAAAUGCAAAGUUGCAACAUGCCUUGCAGGAGAUGGAGCAACAAUUCAGUGAAACCAAAGCUAUGUUACUAGAAGAGCGGGAGGUCUCCAAGAAGGCUGCUGAGGUAGUUCCAGUCAUACGAGAGAUCCCAGUCAUUGAUACAGCUAUGAUGGAAAAGCUCACUGUUGAAAAUGAGAAACUCAAGGCUUUGGUGAUCUCUCUUGAAAGCAAGAUUGAUGAAACUGAGAGGAAAUACGCAGAAACAAACAGGGUUAGUGAAGACAGGCUGAAGAAGGCGUUGGAGGCUGAAUCAAAGAUUAUUCAGCUGAAUGAUGCAAUGCAUAGACUCGAAGAAAAAUUAUCUAAUUUUGAAUCUGAGGAUCAAAUUAUUCGACAGCAGAGCCUGCUGAGUUCCUCCGUAAAAUAUCCAUCAGUUCCAACCAUGUUGAAAAAACAUAACUCAGAGAACAGCCGGCUUAACAUGGAAUUGAUUAAGGAACCCCAAAGUGCUCCUCCUGCUAUCAAGGAUUCUACAAGUUCUGAUCCUAACUUGAGAAGAUCUUAUACUCAGAGGGUGAAUGAAAAUGUUGACAUCCUCAUCAAUUGUGUUGUGCAAAAUAUUGGGUUCAGUGAUGGCAGACCAGUUGCAGCAUUUACCAUAUACAAAUGUCUUCUUCACUGGAAAUGUUUUGAAGCUGAGAAAACUAGUGUUUUUGACCGUCUUAUUCAGAUGAUUGGUUCUGUUAUUGAGAAUGAGGAGAACAACAGCCAGCUAGCUUACUGGCUAUCCAAUGUGUCUACAUUGUUAUUCCUGCUUCAACAGAAUCUCAAAGCUUCUCGUGGGGGUGGUUCUGUUCCGUGCCCAAAACCUCCUCCUCCUACUUCUUUGUUUGGGAGGAUGACCCAAGGACUCCGUUCUUCCCUAUCUUCUGCAAACAUUGAAGUAGAUGGACUGGAUUUUGUUCGAAAAGUUGAGGCCAAAUACCCUGCUUUGCUUUUUAAGCAGCAGCUUGCAGCUUAUGAAGAGAAGAUUUACAGCAUUAUCCGUGACAAUGUGAAGAAAGAUUUGACUUCUUUGCUUUCCAUCUGUAUCCAGGCACCAAAGACAGCCAAGGCAGCUUUGCUGCAAGGAUCUGGGGGUUCUUUUCAUAAUCAUACUCAGAGUGAUUGGAAUCGAAUUAUUGAGAACCUCAAUAAUCUUCUGGAAGCCUUACAAGAAAAUCAUGUCCCUCCACUUCUUAUUGAGAAAAUCUUCACUCAAGUUUUUUCAUUCAUCAAUGUGCAACUCUUCAAUAGUCUUCUAAAUCCUGAAUUUUGCUCCUUCGGCAAUGGGGAAUAUGUAAAAUCUGGUUUAGAUGAAUUGGAGCUAUGGUGUGGACAAACAAAACCUGAGUAUGUUGGGUCAGCUUGGGAUGAGCUUAAGCACACAAGACAAGCUGUUGGUUUCCUGGUAAUAUUCAAGAAGUUUAGAAUUUCAUACGAUGAGAUCAUCAAUGAUCUCUGCCCGAUCCUGACUGUCCAACAACUUCACAAAAUUUGCACACAAUACUGGGAUGACAAAUACGACACACAAAGUGUAUCACCUGAAGUCCUCUCAGAUAUGGAAGAAGUAAUGGCAGAGCAGUCUAGUGAUGCCAACACUAACUCCAACUCCGAAACUUUCCUACUUGAAGAUAAUCCCAGCAUACCCUUCUCAGUAGAUGACAUAUCAAGUUCAUUACAAGGGCAGGAUUUAUCAAACAUUAAACUUGCAGAGGAGCUGCUUGAGAAUCCAAUCUUCCACUUUUUGCAAGAGUGAGAGACACAGUCUUGGAAACACAUUUAGUAGGUUUGUCUAUAAAAAACCAGAGUCUUACUUUCUCCUCUCCAUUGCUGUAAAUCCAUCCAUUCUUUUUACCCUUCAUUUUAGGGUUUAUAAAAUUAUUCCUUGAAUUUAGGGUUGUAUUCAUCAGAGGUUUGAUCACUAUUAAGUGUGGGAUGAUUUCUCAUUUUCUCCCCCCUCAAUAGUGUUCUUUCCCUCAUAUUAUAUAUUUAUAUAUAGUGUACUACUCCUAUGUUAUAAUAUAAUAUAGUAUUAUUUAUAGGCAAGUUCUCCACUAGAUCAACAUAGGCCAUUUUAAUAUUUGGGAGGUGAAAAGGAAAAUCUCCACUACUAAGUUCCUCUUUUUUUCUUUUUUCUUUUUUUAAUUGUGUAAAAUAUUCGGAUGUUUCAAAUUAUUAUAUAUUUUUUUAUUUUAUUGAGUUUAUUAAUAU
Molecule: messenger RNA, 5452 nt
Organism: Dioscorea cayenensis subsp. rotundata (Guinea yam)
Lineage: Eukaryota; Viridiplantae; Streptophyta; Magnoliopsida; Dioscoreales; Dioscoreaceae
Product: myosin-6-like
Exons: 39
Coding region: 456-4997 (1513 amino acids)
Biological process (GO): actin filament organization; vesicle transport along actin filament
Cellular component (GO): vesicle; cytoplasm; actin cytoskeleton
Molecular function (GO): microfilament motor activity; actin filament binding; ATP binding
Source: RefSeq, a predicted model, not a curated record